UUUGAAUUUUCAUUGACAGCUAGUCAUAUUGAUCUGACUUCUGUGUCAUGAACGGCUUAAUGAUUUUUUUAAUUAUUGAGUAAGGGUAAUCAAAAUACACAAUGAAGCCUCGACCCUGCGGAUGCAAAGGUUGUCGAACCUGUUUAGUUUGUGAAACUAAGUACGGUGCUACUGAAUUUAAGCCAACAAUAACACUAGAUAAAACAAGAGGUUAUGUGUAUUGCCCUUUUUGUUGUAAAGCUUGGUCUGGAUGGGAUAUCGAUUCGUAUAAACAACAUCCAAAUCAUAGAGGCGAAUGUUUGACUUUUCCUGGAGUGUAUAUACAACUGGAUUUUAUAUCGGAAGAUGAAGAAAAUGAACUAAUGAAAUGUAUCGAUGAAGUACCUUGGGAUGUAUCACAAAGUGGCCGGCGAAAGCAAAAUUUUGGACCAAAAACGAAUUUUAAAAAGAAAAGAAUAGUGUCAGGUAAUUUUGAUGGCUUCCCGCAGUUCUCUAGGUAUUUGCAAGACAGAUUCGAAACAAUCGAACUAUUGAAAGGCUACAAAGUGAUAGAACAAUGUUCUUUGGAAUAUAAUCCUAGCACAGGUGCGUCAAUAGAUCCACACAUAGAUGAUUGCUGGAUCUGGGGUGAGAGGAUUGUGACUGUGAACUGUUUGUCUGACACUGCUUUAACCAUGACUGCAUAUAAUGGAGACAUGAGUAAAUAUAACUUAUUAUCAGCUGAAGAAUAUCCACCACUAGUACAACCUAAUGGUGAUUUAGAUUUAGAGUUCAAGAGCAAUAAAAAUGUGUUGGAGUCAUGUGAACCAAUUAUCAAUAGAGAUGCUAUUGUAAGGAUACCUUUAAUUCGGCGUUCUUUAACAGUGUUGUAUGGAGAAUCAAGAUACCUUUGGGAACAUUGUGUUUUAAGAGAAGAUAUUACAUCCAGAAGAGUAUGCAUAGCUUAUAGAGAGUUCACACCCCCAUAUAUGCCCAAUGGCUGCCAUAAUGUUAUCGGAAAUGAAAUAAGAAAUAAAGCCAAACAAUUUUGGGACCACAGAUCCAAAUAUAAGCACCAAAUAACCGAUUAAGACUAUAUUGAGCAAUAUUAUUUAUGUUUACACUAAUUAAUACAAGU
Messenger RNA from Zerene cesonia (dogface butterfly), 1117 nucleotides. RefSeq names its product alpha-ketoglutarate-dependent dioxygenase alkB homolog 4. The transcript has 2 exons. Gene Ontology annotation, molecular function: demethylase activity; oxidoreductase activity. Gene Ontology annotation, biological process: oxidative demethylation. NCBI's taxonomy places the organism in Eukaryota, Metazoa, Arthropoda, Insecta, Lepidoptera, Pieridae. Bases 102 to 1070 code for a protein of 322 amino acids. The record is from RefSeq and is a predicted model, not a curated record.